AUGCGGGUACUACGAAAGUGUUUCAGUCGAGAGGGUGUUCCUCAAGUGCUGAUGACUAAAAAUGGGUCGCAAUUAUGCGCUGCUGAGUUGAAAACGUGGCUGGACAGUAUUGGAUGCCGACAUCUGCGCACAGCACCACGUCACCCCUGCUCGAACGGCGCAGCAGAAAAUUUGGUGAAAACAGUGGAGAGUGCCAUUUCCUCUGCAAAUCCAAGGACAAUUGUAGAGUUGGAGAUACUCCUAGACAACUUCCUACUGCAAUACCGGAAUGCUGCACAUGCUACCACCAAAGAAAGCCCAGCAAAACUGUUCAAAGCCAGAAGCUUACUGUCCUCACUGCGAUGUGUGUAUUCGAGUGACGUCGUAUACUUCCGAGGAAACGAAUUGAGACCAUCAAGAGGAAUCAUUACCCGCAAGGUUGGCCAAGGUGUGGCUGAGAUCGCUCAUCUGGUAGAUGAGAUGGUUCAUCGACGCCACAUCAACCAAAUUCACUUCAACCAACUUACACUUUGA
Echinostoma caproni is the source of this 513-nucleotide messenger RNA. NCBI's taxonomy places the organism in Eukaryota, Metazoa, Platyhelminthes, Trematoda, Plagiorchiida, Echinostomatidae. The record is from the annotation of a GenBank genome assembly.